CAUCGUUCUCUUUAGUGUAGAUCGCAGACUACACGCUACGCAGCAUGGCACACUAUUUGAUACAGUAGUAUAGUAUGGGCUUGCGCCUUACAGGAGACGAGCAGAGAGAAAAGCCACACUAGCCAUCCCCGGCCUCCUCGCACCAGCAGCUAGAAUUCCCGGACUUCUCCUUCGCCGGAAAUUAAGUUCCUAUCUCAGUAUUGCAGUCAUCAGACAGAACCUGUUCGUGGACAUAAAAAAGGAUCACCGAAAAAGAAUGUUUGAGCACGUCACCGCGAAUGAAAUAGCAGGGUAUGGUGUCGGUGCUUUGCUACUUUUUGCCACAAUUUCAGCUCCCAAGAUUGACUCUUUAAUUGCAGCUUCCCAGCGUAGUUCAUUGGGCAUGUGCAAGAGAUGUGGUGAUUUGAGGUUGAUAGCAUGCUCAAGAUGCAAGGGAUCUGGUUCGAUCACUCGAGGAGGUCCGUUCAGUCUCAAUCCAGUAGAUAGUGCUUACCAGUCCUUCAGGGUCAAGUCCAAAGAAUUAUCCAUCUCAUGCACCAAAUGUCAAGCCAAAGGACAUUUUGGCUGCCCAGCUUGUUCUCGAGUACCCCAAGCAUGAUCUUCCACACGACAUGAAAACCAGAGCAUAAGCAGUUGUUAUCAAAAUGAGAUGUUAUGUGGUAACAUACUUGUGCUUCAUACUAGUGCUCGAAAGGGAAAUCAGUAUUCUACUAGAAGUUCAUGGAAAGACGUGACCACGUCUGAUAAUAUCAGAAUUUAUAUUCAUUUACUUGCAUGUGUCAUAAACCUGCAGAAAUUGGCUAUAAUGUCCUCAACCGGAUAAUUCUAGCCAAAUUGAGAUUUGAGAACCGAAUCUCCCUCAGAGCUAGGACAAACUAUUGAAUCGGCCAGACCAUACAGGUUGCUUACAGAGAAGUAUUUCGUCUCUAAACAGGAGUUAUUUCUGGAUU
Messenger RNA from Coffea eugenioides, 950 nucleotides. RefSeq lists its product as uncharacterized. Bases 257 to 598 code for a protein of 113 amino acids. NCBI's taxonomy places the organism in Eukaryota, Viridiplantae, Streptophyta, Magnoliopsida, Gentianales, Rubiaceae. The record is from RefSeq and is a predicted model, not a curated record. The transcript has 2 exons.